CCCAACUAACAUCUGGAUUGAACAAUGCCAGACACGAGAUACAGUGCUGCUCCAGUACCUCCAGCUCCAAUGAAUACAAAGAGGGAGAUCAAGCUUAGAUGCUUCUUGGACUGAGUGAUGAUGUGGUGGAGCAUGUUUGCUGAAGAGGCCUCCGAUUGGAAAGGAGAGAACCAGCCUAGCCACCAGGCUCUGGCCUAAGUAGUAUCUCCAUAGUGUUUCUUGAUAGGUUCUGUUUCUACCACUUUACUCUUCUAAUUAACAGAUAUCUGGUGAAUGACAAAUAUGGGCCAGACACUCUUCUGGGCAUUAGGGACAAAACAUUUUGCAAAUUGGGCAAAAAUUUCUGCCCUCCUGGGACUUGCAUUCAAGUGGGAGGAGAGAGAAAAGGAAAUGCAUAAUUAGCUAAAAUAUAUAUAGUAUGUUCAAAGGUGUUAAGUGCUAUGGAGAAAAAUAAGGCAGGGCAGGAGGAAAGGGAGUGCUAUGGCUGAGAUAUGGUGUGAUAUUAAAUUGGCUUUGCAGUAUUAUCUAAACAAGAGGAGGGUGAAGGCUUGGACCAGAGGAGUAGUGAUAGAAAUGGUGAAAAGUGGUUGCAAUCUGGGUAAAUUUCAGCAAGGCCUAAAGAAGGUGAAGGAUUGAGCCCUGCAGAUACCAGGAAGAUGAGAAUUCCAGACAGAGCUGUUGCAAAUGCAAAAGCAGGAGUGAACCUGGGGUGCCAAGAAACCACUCUAACAGGGGCAUCCGAUCUUUUGGCCUCCCUGGGACACACUUGAAGAAGAAGAAUUGUCUUGGGCCACACAUAAAAUACAUUAAUGAUAGCUGAUGAGCUAAAAGAAAAAAAAUCACAAAAUCUCAUAAUGUUUUAGGAAAGGAAAGCUUGCAAAUUUCUGUUGGGUCAUAUUCAAAGCCAUCCUGGGCCACAAGUGGUCUGCAGGCCACAGAUUGGACAAGCUUGUGCUAGAAGGCCCAGUGUGGCUGGAGCAAAGCGAGUGUGCAGGAGAGGGCUAUGAGACUGGUGUGGGGUGGGAGUGAGAUUGCAGAGGGCCUUUUAGGACUUUUGUAAAGAUUUUCGCUUUUUCACAGAGUGAGAUGGAGAAUUAUUAGAGGAUUUUGAAUGGAGAAGAAACCCAGGAUCAUUCUGGUUGCUCACUUGAGAUGACUCUCUAGGGGUCAUUGGUAGAAGUGGAGAGACUAAUCAGGAAGAUAUUGCAAUAAUCUUGCAAUAAUCUAAUUGAGAGAUGAUGGUGGCUUGGAUCGGGGUAGCAGCUAAGAUGGGUCAGAAAUCGUUGGAAUCUGAAUAUAUUUUUGUAGGUAAAACUUUUUGCCCUUAUGUCUAUGUAAUAUUUUUUGAUAUUCCUCUUAAAAUAGAGCCCUAAACUCCAGUAAGGGACCUGAAUAAUGCUAGUUAUAGCAAAAGGUUAACUGUCUGACUCUUGAAUACCACAAAUUUAGUAUUGUGUUUUCAGCCCCCGCCAUGGGGUAGAUAUUAUUUUCCUAUGUUUCUUUUUUUUAAUUAUUAUACUUUAAGUUCUGGGAUACGUGUGCAGAACCUGCAGGUUUGUUACAUAGGUAUACACGUGCCAUGGUGCUUUGCUGUGCCCAUCAACCCGUCGUCUACAUUGGGUAUUUCUCCUAAUGCUAUCCCUUCCCCAGCCUCCCAUCCCCUGACAGGUCCCAGUGUGUGAUGUUCCCCUCCCUGUGUCCAUGUGUUCUCAUUGUUCAACUCCCACUUAUGAGUGAGAACAUGCAGUGUUUGGUUUUCUGUUCUUGUGUUAGUUUGCUGAGAAUUAUGGUUUCUAGCUUCAUCCAUGUCCCUGCAAAGGACAUGAACUCAGCCUUUUUUAUGGCUACAUAGUAUUCCAUGGUGUAUAUGUGCCACAUUUUCUUUAUCCAGUCUAUCAUUGAUGGGCAUUUGGGUUGGUUCUAAGUCUUUGCUAUUGUGAAGAGUGCUGCAAUAAACACACAUGUGGCCGGACGCGGUGGCUCAUGCCUGUAAUCCCAGCACUUUGGGAGGCAGAGGCGGGCGGAUCAUGAGGUCAGGAGAUCGAGACCAUCCUGGCUAACACAGUGAAACCCCACCUCUACUAAAAAUACAAAAAAUUAGCCGGGCUUGGUGGCCAGCACCUGUAGUCCUAGCUACUCGGGAGGCUGAGGCAGGAGAAUGGUGUGAACCCGGGAGGCAGAGCUUGCAGUGAGCCGAGAUUGCGCCACUGCACUCCAGCCUGGGCGACAGAGCGAGACUCUGUCUCAAAAAAAAAAAAAAAAAUACAUGUGCAUGUGUCUUUAUAGUAGAAUGAUUUAUAAUCCUUUGGGCAUAGACCCAGUAAUGGGAUUGCUGGGUCAAAUGGUGUUUCCAGUUCCAGAUCCUUGAGGAAUUGUCACACUGUCUUCCACAAUGGUUGAACUAAUUUACACUCCCACCAACAGUGUAAAAGCGUUCCUGUUUCUCCACAUCCUCUCCAGCAUCUGUUGUUUCCUGACUUUUAAUGAUCGCCAUUCUAACUGGUGUGAGAUGGUAUCUCAUUGUGGUUUUUAUUUGCAUUUCUCUGAUGACCAGUGAUGAUGAGCUUUUUUUCAUGUUUGUUGGCUGCAUAAAUGUCUUCGUUUAAGAAGUGUCUGUUCAUAUCCUCUGCCCACUUUUUGAUGGUGUUGAUUUUUUUCUUGUAAACUUGUUUAAGUUCUUUGUAGAUUCUGGAUAUUAGCCCUUUGUCAGAUGAAUAGAUUGCAAAAAAUUUCUCCCAUUCUGUAGGUUGCCUGUUCACCCUGAUAACAGUUUUGUUUGUUUGUUUGUUUGUUUUUUGCUGUGCAAAAGCUCUUUAGUUUAAUUAUAUCCCAUUUGUCAAUUUUGGCUUUUGUUGCCAUUGCUUUUGGUGUUUUAGUCAUGAAGUCUUUGCCCAUGCCUAUGUCCUGAAUGGUAUUGUCUAGAUUUUCUUCUAGGGUUUUUAUGGUUUUAUGUCUUACAGUUAAGUCUUUAAUCUAUCUUGAGUUAAUUUUUGUAUAAUGUGUAAGGAAGGGGUGCAGUUUCAGUUUUCUGCAUACGGCUAGCCAGUUUUCCCAACAUCAUUUACUAAAUAGGGAACCCUUUCCCCAUUUCUUAUUUUUGUCAGGUUUGUCAAAGAUCAGAUGGUUGUAGAGGUGUGGUGGUAUUUCUGAGGCCUCUAUUCUGUUCCAUUGGUCUAUAUUUGUGUUUUGGUACCAGUACCAUGCUGUUUUGAUUACUGUAGCCUUGUAGUAUAGUUUGAAGUCAGGUAGUGUGAUGCCUCCAGCUUUGUUCUUUUUGCUAAGGAUUGUCUUGGCUAUGUGAGCUCUUUUUUGGUUCCAUAUGAAAUUUAAAGCAGUUUUUUCUAAUUACGUGAAGAAAGUCAAUGGUAGCUUGACAGUGAUAGCAUUGAAUCUAUAAAAUUACUUUGGGCAGUAUGGCCAUUUUCACGAUAUUGAUUCUUUCUAUCCAUGAGCAUGGAAUGUUUUUCCAUUUGUUUGUGUUCUCUCUUAUUUCCUUGAGCAGUGGUUUGUAGUUCUCCUUGAAGAGAUCCUUCACAUCCCUUGCAAGUUGUGUUCCUAGGUAUUUUAUUCUCUUUGUAGUAAUUGUGAAUGGGAUUUCACUCAUGAUUUGGCUGUUUGUCUAUUAUUGCUGUAUAGGAAUGCUUGUGAUUUUUACACAUUGAUUUUGUAUCCUGAGACUUUGCUGAAGUUGCUUAUCAGCUUAAGGAGAUGAUGAUGGGGUUUUCUAAAUAUACAAUCAUGUCAUCUGCAAACAGAGACAAUUUGACUUCCUCUCUUCCUAUUUGAAUAUCCUUUAUUUCUUUCUCUUGCCUGAUUGCCCUGGCCAGAACUUCCGAUACUACGUUGAAUAGGAGUGGUGAGAGAGGGUAUCCUUGUCUUGUGCCAGUUUUCAAAGGGAAUGCUUCCAGCUUUUGCCCGUUCAUUAUGAUAUUGGCUGUGGGUUUGUCAUAAAUAGCUCUUAUUAUUUUGAGAUACAUUCCAUUAAUACCUAGUUUAUUGAGAGUUUUUAGCAUGAAAGGGUGUUGAAUUUUGUUGAAGGCCUUUUCUGCAUCUAUUGAGAUAAUCAUGUGGUUUUUGUCAUUGGUUCUGUUUAUGUGAUGGAUUAUGUUUAUUGAUUUGUGUAUGUGUAGGCCUAGGUUAAUAUACAUGUUGGCGUCUUCGUUUUUAGUUAAAAAAUUUAAAAAGCAAAAUAUAAUAAUUUAAUAGCAAAAAACUUAUUGAAUAAGGAAUAAAAUAUAUUUUUGCGCAGCUAUAAAAUGUGUUUGUGUUUUAAGCCAAAUGUUAUUAUGAAAGCAUCAAAAAGUUAUAAAGAAUGUUUAAAGUUUAAAAAGCAAAAAAGUUGCAGUAACCUACAGCUUAUUGUUGAAGAAAGAAAAAUUUUUUUUAUAAAUUUAGUGUAGCCUAGGUGUACAGUGUUUAUUAUAAAGUCUACGGCAGUGCAAAGUAACAUCCUAGGCCCUCACAUUCACUCAUCACUCACUUGCUGACCCAUCCAGAGCAACUUCCAGUCCUGCAAACUCCAUUCAUGGUAAGUACCCUAUACAGGUGUACUAUUUUUAAUCUUUUAUACAUUUUUAUUUUACCUUUCCUAUGUUUCGAUACACAAAUACUUACUAUUAUGUUGCAGUUACCUACAGGAUUCAGUACAGGAAAAUGCUGUACAGAUUUAUAGCCUAGGAGCAAGAGGCCAAACCCUAUAGCCAAAGUGCGUAGUAGGCUAUACCGUCUAGGAUUGUAUAAGUACACUCUAUGACAUCCACACGACAAAAUUGCCUAAUGAUGCGUUUCUCAGAACGUAUCCCCAUUAUUAAGCAACAUAUGACUGCAUUUUGACCCAAAUGAUCAAUGAUUGCUAUUGCACUGCUGUUGCUUAAUAAACAUGUACAUUCCCUUCUUGCAGUCUUUACCUUAUUCCAUGGUAGGUCCCUGGAAGUUGACAGAGGCCGGCAAUGUGAGUAGAGGAAAAAACAUGAUACUGUUAAUAAUAUAAAGGAGACGAGUUAACGGGUGCAGCACACCAACAUGGCACACGUAUACAUAUGUAACAAACCUGCACCUUGUGCACAUGUACACUAGAACUUUAACAAAAAUAUAUAUAUAUAAAGAAGCCCAUGAUUCAAAACAAAUGAGGCCCAGGACAGUUCUUGUCCCACUCCUCUCCUUUGUUCCUUCUCCCAACUCUCUAAAUAAGAUAGAAUUGUCCUUUUCCAGCUCCAUGCAGAUCUCUCAGGUGGCCUCUUUGACUUCUUUGCUUCCUCUUUGCCCCUAAACAGGGUGCAGGUAUCAUGAGAAAAUGCAGAGUAGUACAAAAGAAAUCUGGUGUUCUCUUCCCCAAAACCAAGUGCACCUUACUCUAAUUUCUGUUAGUCACAUAAACAUUUCUGUUAUUCAUUUUAAUAACUGGAAGAAUUUCAGGUUAAGUAGAUGCUCAUUUCUCAUUUCAUUGGUUCAGCAAUUACUUAUUGAGUACCUUUUAUGUGCCAGAUACUGUUCUAGGCUCUGGGAGACAGGAGUGAACAAAACAAAGUCCCCAUUUCUUAGGGAGCUUACCUUAUGAUGCAGCAGAGAGAUAGAAGUAUAACUAAAUGAGUAAUACCCGUAUAGUACAUCUGAUAAAGAUAAUGCUAUUGAGGAAAGCAACUUAGGGAAUGAAAAAGGGAGUGCUGGGAUGGCAUGCUCUUGCUUUUGGUGAGUUGGUAUUAAUAUUUUCAAUAGGGUAGCCAGAAAAGGUGUCUCCAAUAAUGAUAUAUGUGCAGAGACCUGAAGGAAGUGAGAAAACAAUAUUCAUGCCAAUAUCUGGUGGCAGAAUGCUCCUUGCUGCAGGAAGUCCUUAGACCGUUUUCUCCUCUCUAUAUGCUGCCUAGGUGGUUUCAUCCUAUCACUUUUUAUAACCCUAAUGACUCCCAAACUUCUAUCUCUAUCCCAGAUCUUUCCUAUCUCUAGUCCAGUGUAUCCAGCUGUUUGUGGAGCCCCUCCACUUGGGUGUCUAGUAGACAUCUCAGAUUUCAGAUGUCUCUAUCCAAACUCCUUAUUCCCCACUCCCUAAACCUACUUUCUGUAGCCUCUCACUCCCUUUAUAAAAUGGCAACUCCAUUAUUUCAGCUUCUCAACUUAAAAAUAUUGGACUCAUAAUGAUUCUUCUCUCUCAAACCUCACACCCAAUCCAUCAGCUAGAGCACGAGUUACUUAUAUUGGGAAAAACUAAAAAAGGAGUAAACCUAGGGCAGUGGGAGGAAGAAAUUAAGGUAAAAUACAAAGCAGAGCAGUAAUAGAGCUACUUUCUGGGCAGUGUUUGAUGGGAUGAGGAAAAUCUAAGCUGAAGGCAUUUGAGCCUUGGAACUCAGGUUGCUGGGAAAUCACAUCCUAAGCCACAUUCCCUUAAAAGAGCUAAAACUUUAAAGUGGUUUGCUAUGUUUUGAUAUGUCUUAACAUCAAGAGUGAGUUAGUUGGCAAAACUCAAGCUGUCAACCCAUGGGUUAGAAAGAGACUUUAGGUACCCGUGAGAAUGUUUUACAUAAAGUUUACCUAAAGUAUUUUCCAUUUCCUGCUUCUGGAAACAUUGUGGGACCUGAAUGGAGAAGCCAGAAGUGCAAAGUCAUAAUAAUAAUUUUAAAAAACAGUGAGCAUUUGAACCAGUCUUAGAAAAAUGAAUGUUCUUUGUUGGCAUAUCUACAAUAAAGCAAAACACUUAGCUGAAACAUCAGGGAAAGGAAAUGAUAAAUGUCAUGGGGUAAAAGAUGGUUAAAUACUUAAGUAUCUUGAUUAUAUUAAUUUGAACCAUGAAAAGGAAGUAAGUACUCACUGUCCUUCUGUUUUGAUUUGGUAUACAUUUCCCAGCAUUCAAAUUCUCAGCACAGAAGGUUCUUGCUGUUUUGCUGCACCAAGUUCUUGGAAAUCACAUACAGAUCCCCCUAAAGGAGAUUGGAACAGUGCAAUAUUUGGGGACUGCAUUCUCCACCCAAGGAUUUAGCAUCAAAUGAAAAACAGAAACAUGAUUCCCGUGACAGAAUUCCGGCAGUUCUCUGAGCAGCAGCCUGCCUUCCGAGUGCUGAAGCCAUGGUGGGAUGUGUUUACCGAUUACCUCUCAGUAGCCAUGCUCAUGAUCGGCGUGUUUGGAUGUACUUUACAGGUCAUGCAAGACAAGAUAAUCUGCCUUCCGAAAAGAGUGCAGCCUGCUCAGAACCACUCUUCCCUUUCGAAUGUCUCUCAAGCAGUUGCCAGUACCACUCCACUGCCUCCACCUAAACCAUCUCCUGCUAACCCCAUCACUGUGGAAAUGAAAGGCCUGAAGACAGAUUUGGACCUUCAGCAGUACAGCUUUAUAAAUCAGAUGUGUUAUGAGCGAGCCCUCCACUGGUAUGCCAAGUAUUUCCCUUACCUUGUCCUCAUCCAUACCCUGGUCUUUAUGCUCUGCAGUAACUUUUGGUUCAAAUUCCCUGGUUCCAGCUCCAAAAUAGAACAUUUCAUCUCCAUUCUGGGGAAGUGUUUUGACUCUCCUUGGACCACACGGGCUUUAUCUGAAGUGUCUGGGGAGGACUCAGAAGAAAAGGACAACAGGAAGAACAACAUGAACAGGUCCAACACCAUCCAAUCUGGUCCAGAAGACAGCCUGGUCAACUCUCAGUCUUUAAAGUCCAUUCCUGAGAAGUUUGUAGUUGAUAAAUCCACUGCAGGGGCUCUGGAUAAAAAGGAAGGUGAGCAGGCUAAGGCCUUAUUUGAGAAGGUGAAGAAGUUCAGGCUGCAUGUGGAAGAAGGUGAUAUUCUAUAUGCCAUGUAUGUUCGCCAGACUGUACUUAAAGUUAUCAAAUUCCUAAUCAUCAUUGCAUAUAAUAGUGCUCUGGUUUCCAAGGUCCAGUUUACAGUGGACUGUAAUGUGGACAUUCAGGACAUGACUGGAUAUAAAAACUUUUCUUGCAAUCAUACCAUGGCACACUUGUUCUCAAAACUGUCCUUUUGCUAUCUGUGCUUUGUUAGUAUCUAUGGAUUGACGUGCCUUUAUACCUUAUACUGGCUGUUCUACCGUUCUCUACGGGAAUAUUCCUUUGAGUAUGUCCGUCAGGAGACUGGAAUUGAUGAUAUUCCAGAUGUGAAAAAUGACUUUGCUUUUAUGCUUCAUAUGAUAGAUCAGUAUGACCCUCUCUAUUCCAAGAGAUUUGCAGUGUUCCUGUCUGAAGUCAGUGAAAACAAAUUAAAGCAGCUGAACUUAAAUAACGAAUGGACUCCUGAUAAACUGAGGCAGAAGCUACAGACAAAUGCCCAUAAUCGACUGGAAUUGCCUCUUAUCAUGCUCUCUGGCCUUCCAGACACUGUUUUUGAAAUCACAGAGUUGCAAUCUCUAAAACUUGAAAUCAUUAAGAACGUAAUGAUACCAGCCACCAUUGCACAGCUAGACAAUCUUCAAGAGCUCUCUCUGCACCAGUGUUCUGUCAAAAUCCACAGUGCGGCGCUCUCUUUCCUGAAGGAAAACCUCAAGGUCUUGAGCGUCAAGUUUGAUGACAUGAGGGAACUCCCCCCCUGGAUGUAUGGGCUCCGAAAUCUGGAAGAGCUGUACCUAGUUGGCUCUCUAAGUCAUGAUAUUUCCAGAAAUGUCACCCUUGAGUCUCUGCGGGAUCUCAAAAGCCUUAAAAUUCUCUCUAUCAAAAGCAACGUUUCCAAAAUCCCUCAGGCAGUGGUUGAUGUUUCCAGCCAUCUCCAGAAGAUGUGCAUACAUAAUGAUGGCACCAAGCUGGUGAUGCUCAACAACUUAAAGAAGAUGACCAAUCUGACAGAGCUGGAGCUGGUCCACUGUGACCUGGAGCGUAUUCCUCAUGCUGUGUUCAGCCUACUCAGCCUCCAGGAAUUGGACCUGAAGGAAAACAAUCUGAAAUCUAUAGAAGAAAUCGUUAGCUUUCAGCACUUAAGAAAGUUGACAGUGCUAAAACUGUGGCAUAACAGCAUCACCUACAUCCCAGAGCAUAUAAAGAAACUCACCAGCCUGGAACGCCUGUCCUUUAGUCACAAUAAAAUAGAGGUGCUGCCUUCCCACCUCUUCCUAUGCAACAAGAUCCGAUACUUGGACUUAUCGUACAAUGACAUUCGAUUUAUCCCCCCUGAAAUUGGAGUUCUACAAAGUUUACAGUAUUUUUCCAUCACAUGUAACAAAGUGGAAAGCCUUCCAGAUGAACUCUACUUCUGCAAGAAACUUAAAACUCUGAAGAUUGGAAAAAACAGCCUAUCUGUACUUUCACCGAAAAUUGGAAAUUUGCUAUUUCUUUCCUACUUAGAUGUAAAAGGUAAUCACUUUGAAAUCCUCCCUCCUGAACUGGGUGACUGUCGGGCUCUGAAGCGAGCUGGUUUAGUUGUAGAAGAUGCUCUGUUUGAAACUCUGCCUUCUGACGUCCGGGAGCAAAUGAAAACAGAAUAACUUAUUUUUCGUUAAAGUUUGACUGAAACACGCUUCUACCAAAUACAGUAUAAAUAAUUAGGUAGUCUUAAUGCCUUUCCUAUUUUUUUUUCCUUUUCACACAAAAUGUACACAAAGAUCGCGUAAGGAGUAUGUAUUUUUAAUAAAAAUUUAAUUGUAUUUUUUCAAUAUUAAUAUUUUGAAGUUUUAUUUGUCUUGAAACACAAUGUAUCUAUUAUCUACUGACAGAAAGAGAUAGUUCCAUUUGGUUUUUUGUUUUUGUUUUUUAGUUCAUUCUUGUGGAAAGGAGGGAAUUAUAAGUUGCAUGCUUUUUGGCAUUUUUUAAAUAGAGGAAGAUAUUUUGCCAAGGCCAUUUUUAACUUGUUUACACCUGUACAGGGUUCUUAUUUUUGUUUUCAUUGUGUGUGUAUCAAGGAAUCUGUGCUAGUUAUUUUAAUACCAGCUGUCUUCUCCAUUGGCCAAGACCUUCAUUCAGUGGAACUUCACAUAAGUGCAUUGUCAUAGAGUAUUUUAAAUGUUCCCCUGCCUCCAACAAAACCCUAAACUGUGUUAUUUCAUAUACCUGACAGUUAUUGUUAUCCUUAGGCAAGGUUUUUGUGAGUGAAGAAAAUAAUCUUUAGUGGCUGGUAUGUUUGAAUUAGGCCUUUAUCAUUUAACUUAUUUGCAUUUUACCAACAUUUUAAAAAUAUUUAAAACCUAAAUACAGAGGCUCCUCCCACCUUAAUCUCAAUACUGCUAUGUAGUACUGGUGAACAACUUUGGAGAACCUAGAUUUAUUUUAAUAUUCUAAUAGAUAAUUAAAUUUUAAAAUGAUAGAAGCCUGGUUUUUGAGUAAUUUAAUCAUCUUUCAUAUCUUGAUAUGCAGCUGCAUCAGAUGGAAAAAAAUUUACUAAAGCACCCUGUUAAAGAGCUGGUGUGCUCCAGUGAGGCCCUCUCCUUUUCUCAGCACAGUGUGGCAGUGGUAAUCUAUUCAAAUUUUGCCUGUUACACAAAAUAAUCCACUUAUAUAUACAGUCAGCCUUCCGUACUUGUGGGUUCUGCAUCUGUGGAUUCCACCAACUGUAGAUGGAAAAUACUCAAAAAGAAAGUUGUGUCUGUACUGAAUAUGUACAGACUUUUUCCUUGUCAUUAUUCCCUAAACAAUACAGCGUAACAACUAUUUAAAUAGGAUUUACAUUGUUUUAGGUAUUAUAAAUUACCUAGAGAUGAUUUAAAGUAUAUGGGAGGAUGUGCAUAGGUUAUAUGCAAUUUCUGCACCAUUUUAUGUCAAGGAUUUUGAACAUCCUCAGAUUUUGGUGUUCGAGGGCAUCCUGGAAUCAAUUCCCCAUGAUACCGAGGGAUGACUGGAUAUUAAUCGAUUUCCCUCAAGCCUGCCCUUGCUGUGAACUAGUGCUACAAGCACGGGAAAUCCAUCUGCUCUCUGGCUUAAAAUAUGUAUCUCAUCUAAAAUUGUUCGUUAAAGUGUGAAUAAAUUGCUAAGUGGUUGUUGCUUAGCAAUAAUUUUUGCCUGACCAUCAGCAGAGCUUUUAUUUACCUUUGUAAUUAAAAUCCAACAUAGCAUGGGCUCUUGGGCAAAAUAUUUCACUGACUAUUAAGCAUGUAGAACAGGAAAAUGAAAUACACUAUUUGUGCCCUUGACCUAGAACCAGAACCACUAAUUAUGAGAACUUUGUUUUAUGUACCAAAUUCACAUUGACCAUUUUCUGAGCUCUAGACUGAUCGUAGUAAGUUUUGUGACUUAACAAUGAAAGAAAGUAGAAAGAUGCUUUGGGUUUUCAAAAUGUUGUUUUUUAAAAUUGUUCUUUGGGUGAAUUUACUCAGUGCUGCUUUGAGUUGUAUACAGAAACAAAUGUUGGGAAUUGCUCCUCAGAAAUGUGUUCCUAAGUUGUGUUUUCAACUUUACAUCAUGAGGUGAAGCAUUAGGGAAAGAGAUUCUUUCGAUUUGUUUAAUAAUCUAAUUAUACAGACCAAAGUGCUUUACGUUUCUGCUCUAUGUUAAUGUUUUAGAAUGGUGAUUUUGCUGAUUAAUUUAGACCUGGAAUUGAAAUAAUGUGCUCAGAAUAAUAACAUGGUUAUAGUUCUUGUAUGAUAAAGUAUUCAAUUUCAGAAUAGUGUUGGAAUCCUGAGUUUGAAUAAUGUGUUGUAUUUAGAAACAUAGCCCUAUCUGUUUUAAACAAAUAAUUUGUUGGCCGAUUGUCCAUGGUUGAGCAUGACAAAAAUACCUCGUCGAAAGGCAAGCUUAGGUAACUGCUGGCAAAACACUGGGUGCACUAUUUUUCUGGAUAAAAUUUAUAGUUAUUUUCUAUAUUACCCUUCAAAAGGGAUCUCUUCAGGUUAAAAAUCACGCUUAUGCUGAAGUCUUUAUCUGGUGUUAACUAAAAAUCUCAUAUGGGUUCAUAACCGAGGUCACUAAUAAUUCAUUUUUAUCACUUGUAAAAAUUUGCUCAAAAUUCCAAAAAAAUAUUGAUUUGUUUUUUAGUGAUUUUGCAGGCUGACCCCCAACCUAAGUUUUGAUAACAUCUGGUAAGUCAGUAUAGUUCUGUGACUUCAUGUUUUAACUAAGAAGGAAAAUUCAUAGAUAUUCCUAUUAGAUUUUAUAAACCUUCAAAAGUCUGAAACUUAAUUUUGAGUCUAAAUUUUCUGACACUGGCCCCUUUUAAUAUUGUAAGUUUUUGUUCACUUUCUUAAGUAAAAAAAACAUUUAAUUACUAGUUAGCCCUUAACUGGGAAACUCAGGUAAUGAACUGCUGACUUUUCUAAAGUUCUUUAACUGAUCAAUUCUGUAUAGAGGGAUAUUUAUCUAACCACUUUCCGUAUUUUACAAGUGCUCUUUCUAAAAAGGAAUAACUAUUAUAGCUCUAUUUCCCCAAUCUCUAUAGGACUCAUGAGAGAUUGCUUGUGUAAAUAUAAAAGCACCAUAUGUGUUCUUAACUCCUAUGGCUGCUUGAAGCUCAUGAUGAAAAAGUCUUUUUGUCAGUUUUAAUUGUUAAGUACAGAACAAACAAUUGUUUGGUGAUGGCCUGGUUGAAAGAGAGCAUAUAAAUAUAUCCCAGUGGAACUCACCAAAGAAGACCACACCUCAGAAAUUAUUGCAUUUUCUCAUUAUGUGUUGGGUUUGAUUUGCUUUUGUUUUUAAUGCAGCUCUUUUAAUAUAAAGAUUCUUGAUACAGUGAAAUCUCUUAUUUCAAGUGUAAGUUAUUCUUCACCCACCCCUUCCCCUGCCAUUGUAUUUCCCAUCUGUUUCAAGGAGUUUCAACAAUUUACAUUGCAUCGUAUGCAGUAGGUACUGCUUUUUCAGAAAGACCUGGAAAACAUACCUGCUAUGAAUAUUUUGUUCAGAUGUAGCCAUUUACCUGGCUCUCAAGUUGUCUUUGUGGAGAGGGUCUUAGACAAAAAUCUUCCUUGUAUUUACUUGGGUUAAGUGAAGUCCAAAUUCUUACAGUAUGCUAUUUCAGGAUUUCUGAUAUUAAAAAAGAAAAAACAAAAUCUUUAUAUCUCUUAUUAACACUUCCCCCAAGAAGGGUUGUGCUGUUAUUUAUUUUCUAUUAUAAGAAAAGUUCAUUCUUUAAGUAGUUUCUUUUACCUCUAAUCUAAUUUCAUACCAAAUACCUGAUCAAUAGAAAUGAUAUAUUUAAGCAGCAAAGAUUCCUAAUCCAUCAUUAUGAAAAGUGUCAGCAUACUUAGUAGUGAACAGAUAAAGUCAAUUUGAAUAUAAUUCCACUUUGUUUUUAGAGACUAAAUUAAGAUUCAAUUAACAUUAUCCUAUGAAUUCUGAAUGUGAUAAUGUGAUUCAAACAGUCAAAUUUUAUUAAGCUCUUAGUAACUCAGGAUAGCAUUCCAUACUAACCUCAAGUUAGCAAAACAAAUUAGUUAAACAGCUUGGUUCUUAGCAGACUGCUUAAAAGAUCAAGAAAAUUUUCUCAUCUUUUCUUUCUACUUAGAAACAUUGCAAGAAACCUUGGACAGUCUUCACCAGACCUGCCAUGAUUUUAUAAGAUUUAGGCCUCAGUGACAUGCUCCUGAAAGUUUCCUGCCAGCCAUCCAAACUAAGCAUCCACUCAUUCCAUCUUCCCAAAGUCACUCACCGAUAAAGGUAGCAUCCUUAAGUUCAUUUUUGAAAGGUGGAGGAGGAUCUCCCCCUGCCCAAAGGAAUUUUUUUAUCAGAAUACCUUGAAAGGGGGGUAUAUAAAUUUGGAAAACUUAAUUUCUUGGCUGUGUUUGAUAACAGUUCCUAUGCAUGGUUUUUAAUGUGAGGUAAAUUUGUUUCUUUCUUCAGAAUACCUCUCUCCACCCCCCACCUUAUUCUUCCUCUUUAAUGAAUAUUUUUAUUGGAGCUCAAACUCCAUGACUUACGUGCUCACUAAGUUUUCUUUUUUCCCCUUGUUUACUCUGUCUGUAUGUAUGUCAAAAGCUGGCAAAACCUCUAAAACUGUCAAGAAAAUGCUUGAAAGUUGAUUUGUCAUAGUGCAAAUUCAUGAUAAAAUGUCUUAAUGUUAUUUGGAUAUGUAGUACAUAGAAACAGAAAAAUAAAGUCAUUUUUAUAACUUAAAA
Homo sapiens (human) is the source of this 13954-nucleotide messenger RNA. RefSeq names its product leucine rich repeat containing 8 VRAC subunit C (gene LRRC8C). The record is from RefSeq and is a predicted model, not a curated record. The coding region runs from base 6977 to 9403 and encodes 808 amino acids. Gene Ontology annotation, cellular component: plasma membrane; endoplasmic reticulum; endoplasmic reticulum membrane. The transcript is spliced from 3 exons. Gene Ontology annotation, molecular function: volume-sensitive anion channel activity. NCBI's taxonomy places the organism in Eukaryota, Metazoa, Chordata, Mammalia, Primates, Hominidae. Gene Ontology annotation, biological process: taurine transmembrane transport; monoatomic anion transmembrane transport; cellular response to osmotic stress.